UAGUAUCCCUUUAACGUCCUCUGACGUCAUGCUGAUGCAGAUCUGCCCCGCUGGAUGCGAGCGGAGGAGAGGAGGAGAGGGAUGCCGAAAAAAUGAAACUCCUCAGCACAAAUUUUUCACAUCCCUCUGCAGGAGUAGAUGGACACCAACCUUAGGACGCCCUCUGUACAGUGGAGCGGUUUAACAGCCUCUGUUUCCACGACUGAGUGAACGUGAGCAUGCUGUCCUCGCGACAGAAACUGAGGUAAACGCGACACAUUUUUUUAGCAGAAAAAGCGACCAUAUUGAGGUCAGAGGAAAGCGUUGCCAAGACGACCAGCUUGCUAGGGAGGACACUGCAGCGCGCGCGUCACACGCCGGGAGCGAGCGUGCGUGCUUGCGAGGGUGCGCACGUGCGCGCGUACGCCACAGCUAGCCGAGGCGGUCACGGCGUCCACACAGCGGCAACGGCGGCAGCAUCUUCUCACAAGACGAGCACCAGACGACCGCGCAGUCCACGUCCUCCCGUUACCUUUUUAGACGAGCUAAAAGCGAGCCGACGCUUGCACCGGGACUCGAGUCGGUGCUCGGCGGUGUCGGAGUGCUCCUCGAGGGGAUUUAUUGAGGAUUUAUCGACAAGGUCCCAGAAAAAAAACGCUCAAAAACUGAGUUGCUGCGACCACUGGGCAACACAGGUGACACUUCCCCGGCUGUCAAAACCACCGAAAGCCCGCCGACACGUCCGGGGAAUUUUGGAGUUAUUUUGUCGUAUUAAGAAGGCCUCGAUAAAAAAACGUACAUUGUUGAUUCGUGAGGCAAACUGGACUGUCAGCCGAGAAAUUAAUAAAUAUAUUGCCGCGCUGGAGGAGAAGGAGAGCGUGCCGAGCCCGCCUGCCCGGAUGGGGAAUCAUACAAGGCUAUCUUGCUGUAGGUGGUGUGUAAUGCAGUAGAGCGGUUGUAUUUUUGGUAUUCAGCCUCCACUGUCGUUGUCUCCAGUCAUGAAGUCCCACCUGUCGGCCCGGUUAGGUUGAACGAGUUAGUGCUGUGGUGGGGCAUUUUUGAAGGUUUUUUUGUAUUGGUAUAUUUGUUAAAUUUAUUUUUAACAAGCACUUUUUUGUCUGCUUGACACUUACCACUGCUGGAGGAAGGUUAGCGAAGAGGACAAGGAGGAGAAAGAAGAAAUCUCAGGAAAAAAAAAUACAUCACUGGGAAUCUGGCCCCCCACCAGCACCCUUGGAUCACAGAUUAACAGAAUUCAAGAGGCUUUUCGAAUCAAAUGAUCUGGAUAGUAGAAGACCAAUCGGGAUGGAACGCAACAGAACCAUGGCUGGGGAAACUUUUCGGAUUGCCAAUGCUCUGAAUCAACACUGACCUGGCACCCACACCGAGGUCCGACCUCCUUACCAUCCAGCACCUCAAGGACCCUUUUUUCCCCCAACAGCUGCUUUGCCCGACAUCCCACCUUCACUCAGCGCUCCUGGUCUUGAUCACACCUCCAAGAAAGCUCUUUUUAGUCUUUCAGGGUCUGCCUGUUUUUUUUGUUUUAAUCCUCCUUUUACACUUUACCUUCCAAACAGUUGGUUAUUAUCCACAUCCUCUCAUAAAAAGACAGAAGUAUUCCAAGACAGAGUGCUGGCAGGUGGCUGAACAGUAUGAAUCCAGUCAUGUACCCCCUUCCACCUGCUCUUAGUAAACAAAAUCGGCUGGGUUUGUUGCCCAGGCCACGCCCCCUUAGUCUCAUGACAGACUGCUGCCUAAUGGGGGUCCUAGGCCUCAUCCUGCUCUUCAGCCUGGCCUCGAGCCAGAAGAUAGACCCUUCCAAACACCCCAUUGUUACUACCAACUACGGCAAGCUCAGAGGCAUCAAGAAGGACUUAAACAAUGAGAUCCUGGGGCCUGUAGAGCAGUACCUAGGCGUACCAUAUGCCACAGCACCCAUCGGUGACCGGCGAUUUCAGCCGCCCGAAGCCCCGGGAUCCUGGCAAGAGAUCCGCAACGCCACCCAGUUUGCCCCUGUGUGCCCUCAGAACGUCCAUGGCGUGCUCCCGGAGAUUAUGCUGCCCGUGUGGUUCACAGACAACCUAGACGUGGCGGCGGGUUAUAUCCAGAACCAGAGUGAGGACUGCCUCUACCUCAAUAUCUACGUGCCCACGGAAGAUGGUCCGCUCACAAAAAAACAUGAUGAAUCUUCAAUGAACAAGCCUCGAGACGAAGAUAUCCGUGACCGCAGGAAGAAGCCGGUGAUGCUGUUUAUUCACGGAGGCUCCUACAUGGAAGGCACCGGAAACAUGUUUGAUGCCAGCGUCCUGGCCGCCUACGGCAACGUGAUUGUGGUGACCAUGAACUACCGGCUCGGUGUGCUCGGCUUCCUCAGUACCGGGGAUCAGUCCGCUAAGGGGAACUACGGCCUGCUGGACCAGAUUCAGGCCCUGCGUUGGCUCAACGAGAACAUCGGCCACUUUGGCGGAGACCCAGAGAGGAUCACCAUCUUCGGCUCGGGAGCUGGGGCGUCCUGCGUCAACCUCCUCAUCCUCUCGCACCACUCAGAGGGUCUGUUCCACAGGGCCAUAGCCCAGAGUGGAACGGCCAUCUCCAGCUGGUCUGUCAACUACCAGCCCCUUAAGUACACCAAGAUCCUGGCCCGGAAGGUGGGCUGCACCUACACAGAGACGGCCGAUCUGGUUGACUGCCUGAGGCGCAAGAACUUCAGGGAGCUGGUGGACCAGGACAUCCAGCCGGCUCGCUAUCACAUCGCCUUUGGCCCCGUGGUGGACGGAGACGUGGUGCCUGACGAUCCUGAGAUCCUCAUGCAGCAGGGGGAGUUCCUCAACUAUGACAUCCUAAUAGGAGUGAACCAAGGAGAGGGGCUGAAGUUUGUGGAUGACAGCGAGGACAACGACGGCAUCUCGGCCGCAGCGUUCGACUACACCAUCUCUAACUUUGUGGACAACCUCUAUGGCUACCCUGAGGGCAAAGACAUCCUGAGGGAGACCAUUAAAUUCAUGUACACAGACUGGGCGGACAGGGACAAUGGCGACAUGCGAAGGAAGACCCUCUUAGCUCUGUUUACAGACCACCAGUGGGUGGCGCCCGCAGUGGCCACCGCCAAACUCCACGCCGAGUUUCAGUCCCCAGUUUACUUCUACACGUUCUACCACCACUGCCAGACCGAGACACGACCCGAGUGGGCCGACGCCGCCCAUGGAGAUGAGAUACCGUACGUGUUUGGCGUGCCCAUGAUUGGUGCCACAGACCUGUUCCCGUGCAAUUUCUCCAAGAAUGAUGUGAUGUUGAGCGCUGUGGUCAUGACUUACUGGACCAACUUCGCCAAGACUGGGGACCCCAAUCUGCCAGUUCCUCAGGACACCAAGUUCAUUCACACAAAGCCCAACCGCUUUGAAGAGGUCAUUUGGACCAAGUUCAACUCAAAGGAUAAACAGUACCUCCAUAUUGGCUUAAAACCUCGUGUUAGAGACAACUACAGGGCCAACAAGGUGGCCUUUUGGCUGGAAUUAGUGCCCCACCUCCAUAGUCUACAUGAGGAGCUCUUCCCCACCACUACCCGCUCGCCGCCAGGCCCUGGCCCUGGAACCCACAGACCCUGGCCCAGAACCCCAGGCCCUCGCACCACUCGUCACCCCUACCCUACCUUCCCCUCUGAUCCGGAGCCUGAGGGUUCGGAGCGUCCACACCAGGACCUCUUCCCCGGAGACACCCGGGACUACUCCACUGAGCUGAGUGUGACAGUCGCCGUGGGGGCGUCGCUUCUCUUCCUCAACAUCCUGGCCUUUGCCGCCCUUUACUACAAGCGUGACAAGCGGCACGAGAUGCGACGCCACCGGCUGUCUCCUCAACGUGGCGGCCCCGCCAACGACCUGGCUCACAGCCAGGAGGAGGAGAUCAUGUCCCUGCAGAUGAAGCACUCGGAGCACGAUGCUCACCACGACAUGGAGCCACUGCGGCCACACGACAUCCUACGGCCCGCCUGCCCACCUGACUACACACUGGCGCUGCGCCGCGCCCCGGACGACGUGCCGCUGAUGACACCUAACACCAUCACCAUGAUCCCCAGUACCAUCACCAGCAUGCAGCCCCUUCAUGCCUUCAACACCUUCCCCUCCACUGGCCACAACAACACCCUGCCCCAUCCCCACUCCACCACCAGGGUAUAGUAGGGACUGGCCUGACACAGCGCCACCUAAGGACCAGGAAGACUGGCUAUGCUAAUGAUCUAGAACUGAAGCCCCUGGAAGUGGGCCUUUGUUCUGUUCUCUUAUUCUCUUGUUUCUCCAAAAACAACUCCACCUCCUCCAUCAUGUGCAGCAUGCUCCACUGGUGGCGUGUGGAGAAGCAACUGAACUGCACGGCAGCAGAUGAUCAGUUUGGGGCUGAUGUAGAUCUUUCAAUGAUACUGUUUUCACACAAGGUCUGCUGUUCCAGACUAAAGACCCCUGACAUUUGUCGUAGGGAUGAAUGCUUUCCGCCCCUUGCUGUUUUCCCCUUUUUACUUUGGCGUCUUCUCUUUUUUCUCUCCCUAGUGUGCUAUGUGCAUAUAUCGUUCUCUUUUCUACAUCUGUGUCUUACCCCUGCUUUGUUCCUCUCAUUCGACGUGUGAUUCUCUCCCUCUCCCCAGUGCUCCUUUGCUCGAAGGAUUCAUAAACUGCUGAGCUGUAGGAGGGGGCAUAGAGUACAUACAGUAAUCAUAUAGCUAUGAAAACAUUGAUAUCUGAUACUUUCAUUCUACCAGCAUUCUUGGUGCCAAGUAUGUACUACAGUGUUUGCUUUCUCAUCAAGGGAGAAAAAAACGAAAGAAAAUUCUAGAGUAUUCCUAUUUACUGUCAAUUAACAGAUGCUGUGUGUUCUCAUGACAAAGUGCCAAACUGGCCCUCGAUUGUGUUUUUUUCUUUCUUUCAUCUUCUUUUUUUUAAGCAUUUGUUUAAUUGUUGUUUUUUGUGGAAAGAUUUUUUUUUUGCUGAAAAUAUAGAUAUAGAGAAAUGAUAUUAUAUAUAGUUAUAUAUAAAUGUGUACAAAGGAGAAAGUAUAUAAAUGGGUUUUCUCAGUGGGGAUCUAUGCAUGAAUUAUUUUUAAAGAUGAUGACGGGGGAAAGAACACUGUAUCUGUCAAUGCACGUUUCCCAAAUCUAAUCAAAUCAUAUUGGUCUACUCUGAAUAUUUUGGUUUUUGUUUUACCUCACAGAACAAGAACACCACAGAGAAUCCUUUAGUAACCCCCCCCCCAAAAAAAAUACUCACCCUCACCUCCCAACACCUAUUUACUAAAGAGUCAUUGCCAUAAAUCUCAGAAGACAAUAGGGUCAAAGCAACAACUGUGAACAUACUCUUCCCUCCAUUCUCUCUUCAUGAUGUUAUGAUGUUAUUUAGAAGUAUUUCCAGGUGAUGCAGCACGCCAACAGCAAGCCCAUCAUCCUACAGUAGCUACUUUUUCUUUCCUGUAUCUGUAUGGAGAUGAUCAUUUUUUAGGGUACUUGAGGUGCCACAUCUGUUGUUGUAGCUUGCCUGUACAGAAUUAUUUUUGUAUUUCAGUGAAGGUGAGAAACAAAGCAGAGACAGGCAGCCUUUGCUCUUUUAAGUACACCUUCCUUCUCCUGUCUGCACCCCUAUUUCCAGCACAUGCAUAUUCUGUUUGAUAUAUGCCUAGAAGAGAGCGUGUGUGUGUGUGUGUGUGUGUGUGUGUGUGUGUGUGUGUGUGUGUGUGUGUGAGAGAGAGAGAUAUCAGAACUGCUUCACAUGGGCAUAGGUGGGCCCUAAUUAGACAGCAAAGAGAUAGAGAGGCAGACAGACAGGAUCACCCCCAUGGAAAAAGCAUAGACUCCAAAAAGACUUAUUUUCUGCUGUGUACCCAAACACCCCCCUCUGUAUCAGCAUCCCUUGCUCCUCCCCUCUCCUCUCUCCGUCAGCACACUAGUUUUGCAUUCAAAACUGAUACCCAUGUUGCGGUGAUCACCCAUAACCACAAAACUCUAAAACACCUGACUUCACUGUGUCAGUGCUGUUCUACACAAUUUCUGACCUCAGUUCAGCUCUGCUAUUAUCCUCACACUGAAGGGUUAGUUCACUAAGCUAGUGACCUUUUGUGAGCAGCUCUAAAUUAAACUCUAAGCACACUGAGGGUAAUCGUUGGGGCUUCACGGCCUGUGUUACACAGAGCUGCAAGAUGAAAAGGGAGCUCGGAUCUCCUAAACAGGGUAAAGCAACACAGUUUACUACUGCUGUUUCUGAUUGGGCUCUUUUCUUUCAGGUGAGAAAGUGAAGGCCUACAGCUCAGCGAUGCCCCCCUCCAAGUCUCUAAAGAUCUCAAACAUGGAUCAUGGGUAAUACUCUGCUUAAUACAGUAUGUUAACUGAACUGAUGUGCUGGUGUUUGAGCCCAUGGGAACACACUACAUCCAGUGUGGGAGAAGUUAAUCACUGGUGUUGUCUUUGCUUGUGCUCUAGCUUUAGCCUGUUUGUUUGUUUUCUAUUUUAUUACUGCCUAACGGGGCGGUGGGGGAGAGAUAUACCUGGCUGCUCCUGUCAGAGAUUUUGUAAGCCCACUGAAAGGGAAAUGUGCACAAUGUAAAACACAAAACAACUGACUUGGGAGUGCUGCAGGUGGAUAAAUGCUGUGGAUCAGAUGACGGACAGCAGCACAAAGAAAGGUGCACGCUGUGGAAAACAGACUUUGGGAGGAGAUUGGAAAAAGACUCUCAGCCUUAAAUGUAGAAAUCAGAAUCAGAUUAAUCAAAAGAGAGGACGAACUGAUCACUAGCAACUAACGACAUUCAAAGGCAUGGCCAUCUUUCUACCCACAGCCAGGAGGAUACCUUACUAAUCUGUCCUACGGAGGAUCUGAUCUGACUGCCCAGAUCCAUUAGAACCUCUGUACUCAAUCCUGUGGAUAAGGAGACAGGGAGGAGCUGUGAAGUGAACCUCACCACAGCUACAAUGACACCACUGGAGGUUAAAAAUAGAAACAAGGUAUUUAGUUUGGUCUGCUCUUUUCCCUUGUCUAUUUUAUAAGCUAACACUGGAGGGCGCCAUCGUGACAGGGAACUGGAUGUGUGAAGAAAAAUACCAAACUGGGAGGCAGGACAGAGACAGACACACAACGUCUGGAAGAGGACAAAACUGUACAUUUUUAUGUGUAAGAAACAAACAGACAAAAUAUUUGUAAAUAUUAAGUUUCUUGUUUGUUUUUCUUUUUUUGAGUGAAUGAAUGCUUAUUUUGUGACAACAUAAGACAACAGGUGCAGUUUGCCAAAAAAAGGCCACUAACUGGUUUCAAAUUUGUUGGUGAGUAUAAAAUCCUUGCCACUGGUCACUUUUCAUACCAUCAGAAAAAUACUUAUUCACCUGUUGCCCUUUAUCAUGUGGGCAUCCUGUAGCAUCAUGGUUUCUAACCAGUAAAGUCACUGUAGCAGAAAUUCAUCUCCACUGCAGCCACAACACGACAGAAGGCCUAAGAUGCUGCAGUUGGCAUUUGCUAGUUUCGUUGUUCUUUGUUCUGGGGUUAAACUAGAAGAAUCAACUACCAUGAGUUUUUUCGAGUCGAGAUUUAGCAAACUUUUAUUUUAAUAAAUGUCUCCUGAUGAAUCUGUAUUUAUGGAAACAUCCCAGAGGGUACGAGUGCUGAUAAAAGCCAGCUGUUGCCAGCUAACUAAUGUAAUGGUGGUCUAGGAAAGUGUUUCAUGGUCAGGACUUCUAAACUGAGACACUAAAUGAAGUGCAGUAAGUUAAAAGUUAGUUCACCUCACAUGUAGCAGUGUUUACAUGUAGCCACUUAAUCACAUGUGUGACAGACAUGAGGGCUUUGAUACCAUAAGAUGCCUCAUAUCCUCCUAGAUAAAUGAGAUCACACAUGUGGUCUGACUUUUUUCUUCCUCACACUGUGUUGCAUUGUGGGUAUGGACGCUGUGUUGACUUAACAGUGAUGUGUUGUAGCAGUGAAGAGAUUCAACAGUUGAGAGAUGGAUGAAAGUAUGUUUGCAGCCCCUCAGUUCUCACAGUUUAUUCUUAUUUCAACAUGCCUGAAAACUCAGCCAAGCAAAACAAGCUGACUUCAUAUCACUGAGGUCAGACCCUGUGUCAGGUCAGUGGUGCAUGGAAGCACAUGAUUAACACCAACAAUGGCAAACAUAUACAGAGACAGAGACACUUACACACUGACUCACAUAAACCUUCAGCUUGGUCUCCAUUGAGAAGUUGCACCUGUUGUCUUAUUUUUACAUUCUUUGUUGAAUUCAGAAACCCAAGACUUGAGAUGAAGAAAAAUGUUAAAUAAUGGAAUUUAAAAAAAGAUUAUUAUUAAAAAAAGGUAUAGUAAAACUAUAUAAAUAAAUGAGGUGAUGAUAUUUCUGUUUACUUUAGAAGUUAUUAUACACUGUAUGCUGUGAUUCUGAUCUGGGAAACAUUAAAGACAUUCAUAGCCAG
Micropterus salmoides (largemouth bass) is the source of this 8407-nucleotide messenger RNA. RefSeq names its product neuroligin 2a (gene nlgn2a). The record is from RefSeq and is a predicted model, not a curated record. Gene Ontology annotation, cellular component: cell surface; postsynaptic specialization membrane; synapse. The coding region runs from base 1632 to 4151 and encodes 839 amino acids. Gene Ontology annotation, biological process: presynaptic membrane assembly; neuron cell-cell adhesion; chemical synaptic transmission. Lineage: Eukaryota; Metazoa; Chordata; Actinopteri; Centrarchiformes; Centrarchidae. The transcript is spliced from 9 exons. Gene Ontology annotation, molecular function: signaling receptor activity; neurexin family protein binding.